Molecule: messenger RNA, 162 nt
Organism: Coniophora puteana RWD-64-598 SS2
Lineage: Eukaryota; Fungi; Basidiomycota; Agaricomycetes; Boletales; Coniophoraceae
Exons: 2
Biological process (GO): translation
Cellular component (GO): ribosome; mitochondrion
Molecular function (GO): structural constituent of ribosome
Source: RefSeq, a predicted model, not a curated record
AGGACGAUGAUAGUACGCAUGGUGUCGACCGCCCAGACCGGUUUCUUCUAUACUACCACCCGUCUCCGUCAGGGCCCGCGACUCUCCGCCGUGAAGUAUGACCCUCAGGUCGGACAGCGCGUUUUGUUCAAGGAGAGCGGGAAAAAGUCUAAAAAGAGCUGA